This is a messenger RNA of Pseudopodoces humilis (Tibetan ground-tit), 975 nucleotides long. NCBI's taxonomy places the organism in Eukaryota, Metazoa, Chordata, Aves, Passeriformes, Paridae. The record is from RefSeq and is a predicted model, not a curated record.
AUGGCAGAAAGCGAUGACCCUGCCCGCCGGGACCCCGCCCCCGCUGGCCCCCGCACCCAGCCCUGCCGGCCCGUGCCGAGGGUCCACGCCUUUGGGAAGGGGGAGCAGGCGCUGCGGAGGGACCCCCGCACGCCCCCCGCCAUGCAGGGCUGGCUGCACAAGCAGGACAGCUCGGGGCUGCGGCUCUGGAAGCGCCGCUGGUUUGUACUGGUGGAUCUCUGCCUCUACUACUACCGGGACAGCAGCGAGCAGCAAGUGCGGGGCGGCCUCCCCCUGCCGGGCUACGAGAUCCGCGUCCUGCCCCCCGCCCCCCGCGCCCCCCGAGCCCCCCAGUUCCUCUUCACGGCUGAACAUCCCGGGAUGCGGACGUACUGCCUGGGGGCUGAGACCGCCGAGGAGCUGCACGCCUGGGUCUGCGCCCUGCGCCGGGGGGCAUCGCCCCUGCCCGGCUCCACCCGCUCCCUCUCCCAGCAGACACUCCGGGAACCCCGGGGUGCGGAUCCUCCCUCGCCCCCAUUGCCCACGCACUCCCCAGGUGAAGGGCUCGGGGGCCCACCCGUGCCCCCUCCUUGCUGCCCCCCAGUUCCCCCACUGCCCCACACCGAGGUACCCCCAGCCCACGAGGAGCUCCCGGCGCGGGGAUGUCCCCCCAGGGCCGGGGACACUCCGGAGGGGCCGCGGGGACCACCCGAGCCCGCGCCCGCAGGGAGGAGCCCGAAGAAGCCCCGCCCCCCUGGAGCUGCGCCGCAGCCCCCGCCGGAGCGAGGGACCAGCGGGACCAAUCAGCCACCGGCCUCUCCAGCCGCCUCUUCUGAUUGGCUUUCGAGCGCCGCCGGGCCCGCGGGCACCGCCCCCGCGCCGCUGUCCAAUGAGGCGUCGCGGUGGCGGUGGGCGGGGGCGGGUGGGCGUGGCCGGGCGCUCGAAGGUGUGGGCGGGCGGCCAAUCAGAAUCACGCUGCUGCAGGCCAGCUUCUGA